AUGGCGAUCAAGCACAACAACGCUAUCCCGCACAACCACUUCCACAAGGACUGGCAGCGUCGUGUCCGCGUGCACUUCGACCAGCCCGGCCGUAAGCACCGCCGUCGUCAGGCCCGUCUCGCCAAGGCCGCUGCUGUUGCUCCCCGUCCAGUUGACAAGCUGCGCCCGGUUGUGCGAUGCCCUACCAUCAAGUACAACCGCCGCGUUCGCGCUGGUCGUGGCUUCACCCUUGCUGAGUUGAAGGAAGCCGGUAUCCCCCGCAAGCUCGCUCCCACCAUCGGUAUCUCCGUCGAUGGCCGCCGUACCAACUACUCCAAGGAGUCCCUGGCCGCCAACGUUGCCCGUCUCCAGGAGUACAAGGCCCGUCUGAUCCUCUUCCCCCGCAAGAGCGGUCAGUUCAAGAAGCUUGACUCUUCCGCUGAGGAGGUCAAGGCCGCCCAGGCUGCUUUCGCCGCCGAGGGCAAGACCCAGGGCUUCGCUACCAACAUCAACUCUACCCUGCCCAUCAAGAACAUCUCCGCCGCCGAGGCCGUUACCGAGAUCAAGCGUGACUCGCUCCCCAAGGGUGAGGAGGCCGCUUUCCGCCGUCUGCGCGAGGCUCGCAGCGAGGCUCGCCUGGCUGGUGUCCGUGAGAAGAGAGCCAAGGACAAGGCCGAGGAGGCCGCCAAUGCCAAGAAAUAG
Messenger RNA from Paecilomyces variotii, 681 nucleotides. RefSeq names its product 60S ribosomal protein L13. Gene Ontology annotation, molecular function: structural constituent of ribosome; RNA binding. Gene Ontology annotation, cellular component: ribosome; cytosolic large ribosomal subunit. The record is from RefSeq and is a predicted model, not a curated record. Gene Ontology annotation, biological process: translation. Lineage: Eukaryota; Fungi; Ascomycota; Eurotiomycetes; Eurotiales; Thermoascaceae. The transcript is spliced from 5 exons. Bases 1 to 681 code for a protein of 226 amino acids.